ACCCAGGCGUCACAGAGAACGAGAGAGGGAGGGAGUGAGGAAUGAAGGAGAGGGAGGGAGAAAUAGAGUGCUUUCACAUUACAGAAACAAGACAGCGAGGCUCAUUCCCGUAUCUCGCGAACCUCAGACGCCUGAUGCCUCAUCCCUCCAUCAGCGCUGCACAGCAGUUUCUCUCGUUUGAGCCAGGGCGUUGCUUUGUCAUGUAGAAAAUUAAGCAAAAUAAGAAAAGAAGAAUGAAAAUGCUUCGAUUUCGCACUUCGAGCAUCCGGUCCUUAAACCAGGAGAUCCAGUGCACGGUGAGGCUGUUGGAUGAUACGGAGAUCUCGUGCAGCAUCCAGAGAGACACUAAGGGCCAGUUCCUCCUGGACCACGUGUGUAACCAUUACAGCCUGCUGGAGAAGGACUACUUCGGCAUCCGAUACGUCGACCCCGAAAAACAGAGGCACUGGCUGGAGCCCAAUAAAUGCAUAGUGAAGCAGAUGAAGUCGCACCAGCCCUACACCAUGUGUUUCAGAGUGAAGUUUUACCCCCACGAACCCAUGAAGAUCAAAGAGGAGCUCACCAGGUAUCUGCUGUACCUCCAGCUGAAGAGGGACCUGUAUCACGGCCGACUGCUCUGUCCCUUCGCUGAAGCGGCGUACCUGGGCGCCUGCGUCGUGCAGGCUGAGCUGGGCGACUACGACCCGGACGAACAUCCCGCCGAUUACAUCGGCCACUUCAAGCUCUUCCCCAAACAGACCCUCAAACUGGAGCGCAGGAUCAUGGAGAUUCACAGGACCGAGCUCAGGGGGCAGUGUCCAGCACUAGCAGAGCUGAACCUCCUCCAGAGAGCGCACACUCUGGAGACGUAUGGAGUGGACCCUCAUCCAUGCAAGGAUUUCACAGGAUCCACAGCAUUUUUGGGUUUCACAGCUACUGGCUUUGUGGUGUUUCAAGGGAAUAAGAGGAUCCACCUCCUGAAAUGGGCUGAUGUAAGCAAGCUGAAAUUUGAAGGGAAAACGUUCUACGUGAUCGGCAUUCAGAAAGAGAAGAAACUGGUGUUGACGUUCCAUACCUCCACUCCAGCAGCCUGUAAGCACCUGUGGAAGUGUGGUGUGGAGAACCAGGCCUUCUACAAGUGUGCAAAGUCCAGCCAGAUCAGGACCGUGUCCAGCAGUAAUGUAUUUUUCAAAGGCAGCAGAUUCAGAUACAGUGGAAGAGUUGCAAAGGAGGUGAUAGAAGCAAGCUCCAAAAUCCAGAGAGACCCACCUGCUGUACACAGGUCCAACUUUGCCCAGAGCAGAAGCUACAACUCCCUGAGCAACAAGCACCUCAUCAUGAACAUGGAGCCCCUACUACCUGCCCUGCCUGGGCCCAUCGAGGGGGAGGAGCUUACCACAGAAUGCGGUGUGAUGGCGCUGAAGGAUUCGGUCCACCUGUCGCCCCUGCGGCCCCUGCUCGGCCAGUCGGGACCGGGGGGGGAGGAGGGGGGCCAGUUCUGCGUCCCGGGGGAGCAGGGCGGCCUCGAACCCGCGAGCGAGGAGCAGCAGACGCACAGCGAGCCGGAGGACCAGGAGGCGGAGGCGGAGGAGGCGCUGACCAUCUCGGAGCUGGCCUACAGCCCGUGCGCCAGCAUGCUGCCCACGCCCGUGGAGGACGGCGGGGGCGUGGACCUCCUGUUCCAGAGCCCCGUCAAGCUCCUGAAGGAGCUGCACGCCGACCGGCAGCUGGAGGCGGAGCUGGAGGAGGAGCUGGGGUCGGGGCCGAGGGCCGAGGGGGUGGAGCUGCGGGCGGCGGCGGCGGGCGGGGCCCUGGGCGGGGUGCGGCGGCUGGCGGGGCAUGCGCAGACUGGGGCCUGCCUGCGCAGCCUGGCCCGCCUGCUGCUGGUGGGCCUGGGCCUGCUCCUGGUGCUCCUGCCGCUCCUGCUGGUGCUCCUGGAGUCCGACAUCGACGUCUCCUUCCUGCGCGACAUCCGGCAGACGCCCGAGUUCCAGCAGUUCCACUACGAGUACUACUGCCCCCUGCGCCGCUGGCUCGUCUGCAAGAUCAACGUCGUCAUGGAGAAGCUGGGCGCGGACUGAGGGCCGAGGAGCCACGCCCACACCACACCCCGCCUCCACGCGCCCCAGGAACAGCGACGCGGCGUGGUCUCGCCACCAGGGUUGGGGCGGGGCGGG
Anguilla anguilla (European eel) is the source of this 2156-nucleotide messenger RNA. RefSeq names its product FERM domain containing 3 (gene frmd3). The record is from RefSeq and is a predicted model, not a curated record. The transcript has 14 exons. Gene Ontology annotation, molecular function: cytoskeletal protein binding. Gene Ontology annotation, cellular component: cytoskeleton. Lineage: Eukaryota; Metazoa; Chordata; Actinopteri; Anguilliformes; Anguillidae. The coding region runs from base 234 to 2060 and encodes 608 amino acids.